AUUGCGCUAAGGCUUCGUGGCUGCUGCCGCAUUAUAUUUCAUGCUGGCCAAUAAUAUUCGUCGUCAUAAUUAUACGCCAAUAUCAUAAUAUUAUUAUGGUAUUGACGUAUUUGAUUUACUGUACCUUAUGCUAACGUCCCAUAUGUGCGGAACGUACUGAUAGCUACGGGAACUUUGCAAAAUCUUGUAUUACCGGGGUCCUUUCUCGGUUGUACGGAUUGCGCAGUAGAUGAUAAUAUUAUAACUUGGUGAACCGUGUGUUUUUUAAGCAGAUCAUGAUUUCGUUCAGAAGAACUGCUGUAAUCUUGCAUCAGCUUAUUUUAUGUGAGUAAAUUUGAAUUUCGGGUGAAAUGUCUCAUUAUUUUGUUCCAGUCCCGGUUUUCCAUACACGUUACAUCGUUUUCUGGUCAUGAUUGGCCACGCCUUACAGCAGAAUUCGACAUUCCCGCCGAUAAAAUGCUUCACCUGCGCGGACAUGAAGAUUUCGGCCGCUGAAGAAAAUCACAGCGCCUUUUGUCGACAAAAUCUCAACCUACUGCGUUACGACCCUCAAAACACACGCUCCUUUGCCACCGAGUAUAUGCGCAGUCCGCGAGUCUGGGGAAUGGACGGCCUGGUGCUGCCGCAGCAGCCCUACUGCUUUACGUACAUCCUACAGUUCAAGAAAGAUGGCGCUGUACUGAAUUAUUUAGUCCGCAGCGGCGGAUGGCCGGGCUACAAACCCCCUACCGGUUGUAUCAAAGAAGAGAUGACUACCAAGAAUCCAUUGGAGGCCAUCAACCAGUAUCCUACGCUCAAGUACUACAUCUUCUGCAGUACCAACCUGUGUAAUAACAUUGGCCAGGACGAAUUUACCCGGCAGUGCUUCGCCAAGGAUGAGGACUUCAAUCCACCUAAGACGAUCUUUGCCCAGAAGCGGGACGCUGAAAAUUCGGAUGGAGCUGCAGUCAGCUGUGAUCGGCGGAUGCUUUCCUGUCUAACUAUAAUAUCAAUCACCCUUGGCGGCUUUAGUCUAGGGCGAUGCACAGUACUCGUCGGGUUAGCAGGCUUUCUGGUGCGUAGUGCGGAUGCGCUGCAGUGUUACGCCUGCGCGGAUGACGGCCGACCAGCCAGUCAGCUGCUGCCCUGUUACAACGUGCUCGCCCAAGGCAAGGAGCUGCCGAGCACGGUCAACUGUCCGGAUCGGUAUCCGCCGCCCAACGGCUACGACAUGGUCUGGCUACAGAAGGGCUACUGCGCUACCUGGCUGAACCGGAUGCCCACGCCCACCAAAGGCGCUUACGUGGAUUUUAUCAAUCGCGGCUGCGUGUAUCCCGGCGGGGAACCGGACAACUGUCUGGAAGUGAACAUGGAGCCGCCCACUCCCCAGCCCGGUGUACCCCAAUGGAGCCCGCGUCUGCGGGUGGUCAAGUACUGUCGGACUGACAGGUGCAACUCCGAGACCUUCACUGCGUUUGUGGCGGAGUGCAUCGACAAGACGCUAACAACGCGCGAUCUUUCCUCGGUUAUGACCACACCAUCCACACCGACCACCCCAAUGCCCACCAUACCGACCAGGAAGCCCACUUUGAAUAAAUACUUUGUGGAAGACGAUGAUGUCGAUGACGGUUGGCCUAUUCGUCCUUGGUUCAACUGGGACGAUGAAAUGGACAAAGAUCGAAAAAGGGACAAGAAGAUUUCGGAGGAAGCCGAGAGGAGAAAACUGGAAAAGAGCAAUAUACCAGCAUGGGAGCAACAGCGCCGUAUCCAAGAAUUCCUAAAGGAGUUCGAAUUCAAUGAAACCAAGGCGGACACAGAGUCGCACGCCACGCGCAUCAUCAUCAACUUCGACGUUUUUCUACUACCCAUAUGCAUGAGCUGCUUGAGUUUAUUCCGAUUAGGAGAGGCACUGCCGUGAUUGUUUCUGUGCAGAGUGCGUGGGUUGCGUUACCGGAAGUUACCGGACUUCUGUGCUCUUUACCAUUUGCUGUAGCAGUGCAGGCGCUUUGAGUUUUGUGAUUGUUUGGGCUGGCACGUAUGAUAGGUCGAACUGCCGUCCUUUAACGCGGUACAGUUUUGUCGUUUUUUGCUGAAUGCUGAUCGCGGUCCUGGUCGCUCGCUGUAGCAUGUUGAGCAGUAUGUAGCAGCGGAUUGUUAUCCACCGCAAAAAUUUUAUUUUGAAA
Messenger RNA from Paramacrobiotus metropolitanus, 2162 nucleotides. RefSeq lists its product as uncharacterized. The coding region runs from base 410 to 1897 and encodes 495 amino acids. NCBI's taxonomy places the organism in Eukaryota, Metazoa, Tardigrada, Eutardigrada, Parachela, Macrobiotidae. The transcript is spliced from 8 exons. The record is from RefSeq and is a predicted model, not a curated record.